Chenopodium quinoa (quinoa) is the source of this 931-nucleotide messenger RNA. Its product is annotated as putative F-box protein PP2-B12. The transcript is spliced from 4 exons. The record is from RefSeq and is a predicted model, not a curated record. Lineage: Eukaryota; Viridiplantae; Streptophyta; Magnoliopsida; Caryophyllales; Amaranthaceae. The coding region runs from base 1 to 855 and encodes 284 amino acids.
AUGAGACCAAUCAUAAUACCAAAUAUUCCACAAAAUAUAUCCCACAAAAUAUAUCCUCAAUACGAUGCUUGUCGUGUCGCGACUCUCUCUUCGAAUUUCAAUGAAGCGGCCAACUCUAACGUUGUUUGGAAUCGUUUUCUGCCGUCCGAUUAUCGUGAAAUGAUCUUACGGUCAUCCAACAUUGAUGAUGUUCAUAUGUUGGAUACUCUCUCGAAGAAGGAACUCUUUAUGUAUCUCGCUGAUAAUUCUCUUCUCAUCGACGAAGGAUUGAUGAGCUUUUCACUGGAAAAAUCAACCGGCAAAAAGUGUUACACACUAGCUGCAAGGAAGCUAGACAUAACAUGGGGUGAUACACCAACUUACUGGCAAUGGCUUGCCCAUUUGGAGCCUCAAUCGAGGUUUGCUGAAGUAGCAAGGCUUGAAUAUGUAUGGUGGUUAGAAAUUAAUGCGAGAAUCACAACAUCAAUGUUAUCUCCAAACACAAGGUAUGGUGCAUACCUUGUGUUCGACGUUACGAGUAACGUUUGGGAAUUCUACGAUCUUCCCAUUGAUGUCGCGGUUGAAACUUCUGGAGGCGAAGAAGUGGUGACCGGGAGGGUCUACUUAGACCCACGUCGUGCAGGUAUAUUUGACCGCGAGUAUGAUCUAGUUGCAUCAUUCGACGAUGAAGGGCCAGAAGAGAAUGUUAAGCUUCCAAACAAGAGGAAAGAUGGGUGGCUUGAAGUCGAAAUUGGUGAGUUUUUUACUAGAGAAGAAGAUGAACGUGUGACGUUUUCGCUAAUGGAGGUUAAGGCUGGGAUUGCUAAAGGUGGUUUAGUUGUUGAAGGAAUUGAGAUUAGGCCAAUAAUCGAGUAAUGGUUUAUGUUAAUCGAAAAUAAUGUACCAAUGAACAGAUGAUACAUUGGUUUCAAUAAUAAUAAUAAUAAUAAUA